AUGCUUAUAUACACUCCACCCAGUGGCCUCGAAAAUAUGCUUGACCACCAUCUUGUACAGCACAAAUAUCGAGCAAGGGAACAACUCCGCACAUUCCAGCAUGAAGAAAGAUUCUCAAACAGCAGCGUUCCACAGUCCAAGUCUCAUUUUUGCUACAGGAAAUUCCCUGACAGCUUGAACAGCUGUGCAGUUCCCGUCCACACCUCCGCAUUCGGCAAUAUUUACAGCCGCAUCACCAACCGCGUUAACUUCAAUUGUAUGCCCACCGUCAGAGGGGUAGCUGCUUGUGCCACUGCAUCCGGUACGGCGGCCGUGUCCAUGACCCUGAUGGCGCUGGCGGGCGUGGGAGACAACAUUGUUGCCUCCUCUACUGUGCACGGAGGAACUUACCAUCAAUUCAAGGUUCUGGCGCCACAGCUGGGCAUUGAGUGUCGCUUUGUCGCGUCCAAUGAGCCGGAAGAUUUCCGAGCAUUGCUUGAAGGCAAGACAAAGUUCAUCUUUGUUGAGAGUAUCAGCAAUCCUAAAUACACAGUGCCGGACUUUGAAGCUCUAGCUGAUAUUACUCACUCCCAUGGGGUACCUUUAAUUUGCGACAACACCUUUGGCUGCGCCGGGUAUUACUGCCGUCCGAUCGAGCACGGAGCGGAUAUCGUCGUUUAUUCCGCAAGGAAAUGGAUCGGCGGACAUGGAACCACUCUCGGUGGUGUUAUUAUGGACGGAGGGACUUUCGACUGGGGCCAACAUGCAGAUAAGUUUACUCAGUUCCAUUCAGAUGGGGCCCAAGAGGGCAGUGGUGAGGUCAGUCUGUGGAAGACUUUCGGGCGACGGGCCUUUGCCAUACGAUGUCAGUUGGAGGUGCUCCGAGAUAUCGGCAGCACUAUGAGCCCCCAGGCUGCACAGCAGCCGCUCAUCGGCCCCGAGUCGCUCGCCGUUCGAUGUGAUCGUCACACAGCCAACACGGAAGUCUUGGCCGCGUGGCUUGCACAGCAGCCGCAGGUGGCGUGGGUGCGCUAUCUGGGUGACCCGGACCAUCCAUGCCAUCGCAAUGCCAGCAAGUAUCUGCGACAUGGAUACGGCGCUGUCUUCUCUUUUGGCAUCAAAGGAGGACAGAAAGCCGGUUUCCGUCUAUGCGAUGAGUUUCAGAUGAUCAUCAAUACGACCAAUCUGGGCGACUCCAAGACUCUUGUGUAUCUUUUUUUCAGGAGAAGGGCAUAUCUAUUGGAAGGGCGAGGCCUGGCGACGCAGCCUCAUCGCACAGGAGCAAUGGUGGAAGAAAUACCUCCGUCUUGA
Molecule: messenger RNA, 1290 nt
Organism: Aspergillus fischeri NRRL 181
Lineage: Eukaryota; Fungi; Ascomycota; Eurotiomycetes; Eurotiales; Aspergillaceae
Product: putative homocysteine synthase
Exons: 8
Coding region: 1-1290 (429 amino acids)
Biological process (GO): transsulfuration
Molecular function (GO): transferase activity, transferring alkyl or aryl (other than methyl) groups; pyridoxal phosphate binding
Source: RefSeq, a predicted model, not a curated record